Amoebophrya sp. A25 is the source of this 356-nucleotide messenger RNA. NCBI's taxonomy places the organism in Eukaryota, Dinophyceae, Syndiniales, Amoebophryaceae. The record is from the annotation of a GenBank genome assembly.
CGUGCAAGCAUUGGAAACGGGCUGCAAUAUUCUACGAGGAUUUAACGAGCAUGAUCGCUCUUCCGAGGAUUCUCGGAGCUGUCGAAUGGCGAUAGUAGCUGUCUUACACUUAUGCGUAUUAAUGUGAGGCGUAUUUUUAUUAUCUUUUACAUUUUCUUUUCUAGUUGCGAGGCUACGAAGAAUGUGCAAUGAAUAUGAUCAUGUUCUUUAUCCAGAAGAGGUUAGUGUUGUAUGUAAAUUACAUGUAGUAUUUCCAUUUUCCUUGUGAUCAUGUACGGUCACCAGGCUGUGGCUCUACCGCUAAUAUCUCAUAUUUUGCGGUCGUGCUCGAAAGAGGUUUGUGAUUAUCUUUUCAG